AUGACAGGCGUCUCUGUGCAAUCAGCUCGAUGGAUGAAAUACUUCAGUGAUGUCUAUGGAAAUCCAAAGCCACCUGUUCUGGGCUCUUUCGGAGUGAAAGAGAUAGAGGAGAAAGCCCGGGAGGUAAUGAAAGACCAUCUCCCGGCAUACAUGUACACGUUUGGGAGUGCGGGAACGUGUUCGACAGCCGCCGCAAAUAGGCAUGCGCUCAACCGGUGGAAAAUCGUUCCUGCAAUGCUCAAGGACUGUACUAACCGAAAUGUCGAAACAACGAUCUUUGGAGAGAAAUUCCAAGCGCCUAUUUUCGUUGCGCCUGUAGGUGUACAGGGCAUCUUGCAUGCAGACGGAGAACUCGCAACUGCAAGGGCUGCCGCUGCCUGCGGGAUCCCUUACAUCAUGAGUUCGGCAUCAUCCCGGUCAAUGGAGGAUAUCGCAAAAGCAAACGGGCCAAAUGGUCAACGGUGGUAUCAACUCUACUGGCCUCGCUCGGACGAGAUAACAAUAUCCCUUCUCAAGCGUGCCAAAGCUGCAGGUUUCUCUGCACUCGUGAUCACGCUCGACACCAUGCUUUUGGGUUGGCGUCCACACGACCUCGACACUGCCUACAUACCCUUCUUGUACGGGGUCGGCAUCCAGGUUGGGUUGUCCGACCCCGUGUUCAUGAAGCGCUUUGGGUACGAACCUGUGCACGAGACCACCAAGUUCCCUUUCGAGCCAGAGAAGAUCAGAGACGCGGCGUUGAACGCAGGUGAUGCGAAUGCCAAGAAGGCAAUGAAACUGGGCAAAGAAUGGCUCGGAGAAACCAACUCAGGCUUAUUCAGGUCCUGGGAAGAUCUACAAUUUAUCAAGGAUCACUGGGACGGACCUAUCAUUCUGAAGGGAAUUCAGCGGGUGUCGGAUGCGGAGAAAGCUAUUAAUAUGGGCAUCCACGGGAUCAUUGUGUCCAACCACGGUGGACGACAGGUGGACGGUGCCAUUGGCUCCUUGGAUGCAUUAGCCAAGAUCAUGCGCUCGCCGAAGGUCCUCGAUGCGCAGACGAAAGGUAACUUAACGGUCCUCUUCGACUCUGGUAUUCGCACAGGCAGUGAUGUCAUCAAGGCAAUGGCAAUGGGUGCCCAGGGUGUCCUCAUCGCUCGUCCAUUCAUGUACGGUCUUGCCAUUGCCGGCCAAGCAGGAGUCGAGCAGAUUUUGAUGCAAACCGUGGCUGAUAUGCAUCUCACGAUGGGUCUCUGCGGGUACAGUGAUGUUAAUGACAUCAUUGGGAAGCAUAUCGAACUUCUCGAACCCGUGGAUGAUUGA
Molecule: messenger RNA, 1299 nt
Organism: Suillus subaureus
Lineage: Eukaryota; Fungi; Basidiomycota; Agaricomycetes; Boletales; Suillaceae
Product: FMN-dependent alpha-hydroxy acid dehydrogenase
Exons: 6
Coding region: 1-1299 (432 amino acids)
Molecular function (GO): FMN binding; oxidoreductase activity
Source: RefSeq, a predicted model, not a curated record